AUGAAAUAUAGAAGCGUGGCGGCGGCUGUAGCCUUGAUCCUGGCAGCGGCUUCCGAGGGGCGCCCCAGGACCAUCGUGGAUUACAACGUGGGGUCCCAUUCGCGCAGGGAGUCCGGCCUUCCCGGGGUCGCCGUCGAGGGAGAGUACAGAUGGCGAACACCGAACGGCCAAGAAAAUGUAGUGCGUUACACCGCUGACAAAAAUGGCUACGUCGCGCGCGGCAACGUCGUGCCGGGACACUACGACCCCCUCGGGAACCCAAGGCUCGUGCACAGCUACUACCAGACUCCUCUCGAAGCCUCUGCUGAAGCUCCUGCCGAAGGCCCUAGUGAGGCUGCCGAGGCCGACAACGAUCGCGUUUUGAUGACAACAGCACAAGAUGCUGAAGACAGCCCUGUUGGAGAAGGAACUGACGAUGCCAUUGACGAGAAAAUAAAUGAAAUCCUUGUUGAAAAAGCAGCAGAGGACGUCCCGGCUGAAGAGGUAGCUGAAGAUACUUCUGGUGGUGACGCAGCUGAAGAUGUCUCUGAUAAAGAGAUAGCUGAUGAUGCUCCUGCCGAAGAGGUAGCUGCAGAUGCCUCCUAUAAAAAAACAACUGAGGAUGUCCCUGCCGAUGAAGUAGAUGAAGAUCCUGGUAACAGAGGCGCAGAUGCAAAGAAUUCAGAUGACGCUCAAGCAGAGACUGCUGAUGAAGUUGAUUCAACUCGCGCCGAGAAGGCUGUUCCUGCUGAAGAAAUGGCGGCCAUGAAUGCUAUAAUCUUCCCCGACGACCCUUCCCCUUCCGUUCCCUUGGUGGAGGCAGUGGAGGGGAUGCCGGAGGCGGAGGCUAACGAGAUGAAUGCCAUUAUUUUCCCCGAAGAUGUACCUGUUGGAGAAAUGACGGAACCCGAAGUGUCGACUGAAGACGCCCCUGCCGUCGAGAUGGAAGACCAACCCGAUAUGAACAUCAUUCCGGCGACGGAAAUGUCCGUGGAUGAAGACUCGGGCGCGCCUGAGAUUGCUGUGCCAGAUGACUCAGCCACGGAUGAGAGCGCCGCUGAGGAGGGGAUUCUUGCCACUGAAGCCCCGGAGGAGGUCGCUCCCGCCACCAAAACCCCGGAGGAGGUCGCUCCCGCCACCAAAACCCCGGAGGAGGUCGCCCCCGCUACCGAAGCCCCGGAGGAGGUCGCCCCGACCAACGAAGCGCCGGAGGAGGAGGACGCUGGGGAGGCUUCCACGGAGGCUCCAACAGCCAACGGCGAUGACUUUGUGACGGAAAGUCCGACUGGAGAAGAUGCCUCAGAUGCUCCCGCUGAAGAAGUCCAGGUCACGGAAGCACCGAGUGACGUUACUGCUCCGGAAGAGGCCGCCAUGACUGAAGCUCCCGUCGAAGAAGAUGAGGUGGAGGAACUUCCUGCCACAGAGUCACCCGUUACAGAAGAAGCCUCCUCGCCUACUGAAGCUGCUUUCACAGAAGAGGAUUCCGAGGAGGAGGUCGUGGUCACUGACACCCCUGUGGAAGAAGAUGAAGCCACUGAGGUGCCCGAAAGCAUUGCAGCUGAAAGGGAAGCAGAAGGCGCGGCUGUUACCUCUGCUCCUGAUUCCUCUCCAGAAUUGUUAAUCAUGGAGGAUCCUGUGAUUAGUGAGGCUCCCGUAGUGGCUGCAGAUGCUCUUCUUAUGGCGGGUGGAAGCGCAGAUAAUGAUAAUCCUAUUAAGGAGGACACAGCCGCAUCCAUGUCUGACAGUGCCGUUGCUAUGACUAACGAAGUUGAGACUGACGACGCUCCUCCAGUGGCUGACGAUGGAGCCGUUGACGCUGCUCUUGCCGAGCCUGAUGAAAUCCGCAUGCCUGUUGAUGCCAUGGUUGACGACGUGCCUGCAAUGCCUCCCAUGCGAUCUGCGGACGAAGAGGAACAAGAACCCGAGAUACUAGGCUACAUUCAUAGCCACCCCCACGCCCACUUCUUCGACGAUGAGCACCACGCAUACCCAGCCCACCCACGCCCGCAGCCUUACCGGCCACACUUCAAAGUCUACAAAGGGACACCUGACGGGGACCAUAAAGUGCAUCAUGGGCACGUCUUCAACUUCUACCACUGAGGUUAUUCUCGGGGUAACGACUCUUCGAAGCUCUUUCGAAUCCAUAAACAAUUCUAGUCGAACACGGAAUAUGAAACGGCGUCUGUGAAGUCCGCUCCUGUCUGGAGAAUCAAACAUUCCCUCUUCUCUUUAGGGUAACAGGAAAUAUAUACAAAAGCACAAAUAAUUCCUCUUCUAUUCAGGGUCAACAAAAAUAUAUGCAAAAAAAAA
Messenger RNA from Penaeus monodon (black tiger shrimp), 2289 nucleotides. RefSeq names its product fibrous sheath CABYR-binding protein-like. NCBI's taxonomy places the organism in Eukaryota, Metazoa, Arthropoda, Malacostraca, Decapoda, Penaeidae. The record is from RefSeq and is a predicted model, not a curated record. The transcript is spliced from 3 exons. The coding region runs from base 1 to 2079 and encodes 692 amino acids.